UAAUCCAUUUUGCAGGACAUGUUUAUUGGUGGUGGAGAAACAUCCUCAGCGGUUGUGGAAUGGGCAAUGGCUGAAAUGAUAAAGAAACCAAAAAUGAUGGAAAGAGCACAAUCUGAAGUUAGAAGUGUUUAUGGUAACAAAGGGUAUGUGGAUGAAUCAGAAUUGUACCAAUUAACAUACUUUAAGUGUAUCAUCAAAGAAACUCUAAGGUUACAUCCAUCUGUGUCAUUGUUAGUUCCAAGAGAGAACAAAGUACCAUGCCAAAUCGAUGGGUACCGAAUUCCAGCCAAUUCUAGAAUCAUGAUCAAUGCUGGGGCGAUUGGAAGAGAUCCAAGGUAUUGGAUUGAUUCUAUGGACUUUAAGCCUGAGAGGUUUGUUGAUAAUUAUUCAAUUGAACAAACUUUGAGUUUAUUCCAUUUGGUGGUGGAAGAAGAAUGUGUCCCGGGAUUGCAUUUGCUACACCAAACAUGGAGUUGCCACUUGCUCAAUUUCUUUAUCAUUUUGAUUGGAAGCUUCCCAAUGGAAUCAAGAACGAGGAACUUGACAUGAGUGAGUUGUUUGGGAUCACUAUAAGAAGAAGAAAUU
This is a messenger RNA of Arachis ipaensis, 585 nucleotides long. Lineage: Eukaryota; Viridiplantae; Streptophyta; Magnoliopsida; Fabales; Fabaceae. The record is from RefSeq and is a predicted model, not a curated record.